AUGCCAGUUUCUGAUGCUGUCGGUGGUGUUUUCAAGUUGCACGAUGGUUAUGUAAUUCCACGUGUCGGACUCGGAAUUUCAAGAAUUCCAACUCAAGAAGCAUUAGAUAUUGCAGUUGAAGCUGCUUUGAAAUCAGGAUACAGAUUAUUUGACACAGCAAAUUUAUAUAAAAAUGAGGAUUAUUUGGGAAAUUCGCUAAAGGUUUGUGUGCCACAUGGGUUACUGUAGCUCACAAUAAUUUUCAGACAAAAAAGUGUAUUUUCCAGAAAUUCCUUCCAAAAUUCGGCCUCACUCGUGCUGACGUUUUCAUCACAACCAAAGUUCGAACAUUGAAUGAAAAUACAUGGGAAGAAACUGAAAAACAAUUCAAUGGAUCAUUGGAAAAACUUCAAACCGAGUAAGUUUUCCUAACUCAAAAAAUGAAUCAACAUAUUUGUUUAGUUACAUCGAUCUUCUUUUGGUUCAUUAUCCAAGAGAUCGAGAUACUGGAAAAGAUGGCGAAUUCGAGAAAAAUCAAAAAGGAAGAAAAACUGUUUGGCAAUGUUUGGAAAACGCAAAAGGUUGGUUUUUCAGAGGAAUCUGACCAGGGGCCGAAUUCAUAGAAGUGAUAGAUCAAAUUUUACUGAAAAAUUUUUUUUUGUACGCCAAAAUGUUAGCAUUGGGUCACUGUAGAUCAUUCUAGGAUUACUGUAGAAAAUGAUAGCUCAGGUUACUGUAGUUACAUUUCUAAUUUACCAAAAUUUUUCGUUCAGGGAUUGUGCUACGAAAAAACCCUGAAAUCACUACUGAACGUAGAUUUCUAUCUGUAAUUUCAGGUUCAGAAUAUGGUAUGAUCGGGCCAAAUUCGAGGAAUAUGAAAAAAAAAUGGUCCGAUUCAGGAACUUUCUUUGGACCAUAGUCAAAUUCAUUUUUGGCCUAGCUUUAAUUUUAAAAAAAAAUUUCCCCGCAUAUUCUGAGUGAGAUUUUUAGAGAAAAAUAUUUUUGAUCUACCAGAAAAAGUUUGAGAUCUAGAGAUUUUUGGGAAGUAAAAUGCACAAUAUUCUAUUCAAAACCCCCAAAUUUCUGAAUUUAAAAAUAAUUAAUUAAAUUCCAGACCAAGGAAAAGUUCGAUCAAUUGGAGUUUCAAACUUCGAAGUCUACCAUUUAGUCGAACUCUUCUCAUUUGCCAAACAUCGUCCAGUUGUCGAUCAAUAUGAAUAUCAACCAUAUUUGACUCGUCCAACACUUCGCAAAUUCGCCGAACUCAACAAUAUUGUAGUUCAAGCAUAUUCAUCUUUGUGUUGGGGUGAUCAAGAAAUCCUUCAAGAACCAGUCGUUGUUCAAUUGGCACAAAAAUAUAAUGUUAGUGUUCAGGCAAUUUUAUAUGCUUUCGGUUAUUUGAACAACUUCUCAAUUAUUCCAAAAUCAGCGACACCGAGUAGAAUUCACGAUAAUUUGCAUACAGUGAGUUAUUUUCGAUGAAAAAUAUAUGGGCAAAAAUAUAUUUUUGCAGACAAUUUCAAUUCCAUUGACACAAGAAGAAUUGAACAGUUUGUUAGCCUUGGAUAAAGCAAAAUCAUUCCCACCAAUUGGAAAUACUUGGGCUUGUUUGUAA
Caenorhabditis angaria is the source of this 1594-nucleotide messenger RNA. Lineage: Eukaryota; Metazoa; Nematoda; Chromadorea; Rhabditida; Rhabditidae. The record is from the annotation of a GenBank genome assembly.